Ruditapes philippinarum (Manila clam) is the source of this 303-nucleotide messenger RNA. RefSeq names its product dynactin subunit 6-like. The record is from RefSeq and is a predicted model, not a curated record. Gene Ontology annotation, biological process: mitotic spindle organization. Lineage: Eukaryota; Metazoa; Mollusca; Bivalvia; Venerida; Veneridae. Gene Ontology annotation, cellular component: dynactin complex. Gene Ontology annotation, molecular function: dynein complex binding.
UUAGUGGUGUGAAACCUUUAAACAAAAUGGCUGCCCAAAAAGGAAAAUCAAGCGUAAAAAUUGCUCCUGGCGCUAUUGUGUGUGAUGAAUGUGAACUACAUGGGGACAUAACUAUUGGUACAAGAACAGUUGUUCAUCCAAAAGCAAAGAUAAUUGCAGAGGCUGGGCCUAUCAUUAUUGGAGAAAACAACAUUAUCGAAGAAUUGGCAUGCAUAAUAAAUAAGCCGGCGCCCAGUGCCACACCAGGAGGCACACAGGCUGUGAUGAUCAUUGGAAACAAUAAUGUGUUUGAAGUUGGUUCAU